UACCGCCGAGCUAGAGCAAGACUUGGUGCUUAUCGCUCUUGUAUAAACUUGCUUUCUCCCCGACUCGGGCUCUUUCGUUGGGCACCUCAAUCACUGCGCCAGUAAGCUUCUGCACCGAGCUGUUACUUGUGCCCGCCUCUACAAGAUGGAGUACGUCGAGCACCGCAUGAACGACGAGGCCGUCAAAGCAGCCGCCAGCGCCGGCCUCGUCUCGCCCCUCAACAUCCUCCUCCUCUCCAUCAUCCUCUACACAGGCUACUCCACCUUCUUCGCCAAAACCUCCUACCCGCAGCUCCCCAAGCCCCCGCCGCCCGUCGUCUUCAAGACCUACAACCCGCACACCCUCCUGCCCUUCAACGGCGAGAACGGCGCCCCCAUCUUCUUCGCCGUCCGCGGCGUCGUCUUCGACGUCACCCCCGGCCGCAACUUCUACGGCCCCGGCGGUCCCUACGCAAACUUUGCGGGCAGAGAUGCCACUCGUGGCCUUGCGUGCGGGAGCUUCGAUGAGAGCAUGCUGACCAAGGAUUUGGAUGGCCCGCUGGACACGUUGGCGGAUUUGGGACCGGAUGAGAUGGAUGCGCUGAGGGGCUGGGAGGAGCGAUUUACGGAGAAGUAUAAUAUCAUUGGCAAGUUUGUGUCGAUGAAGGAUUUCGAGGAGCUCGGCAAGAAGGAGUGAUUUUCAGUCACGUAAAUGCGGAAAAAGCUGAGAUAUAUGGGGUUUGGGUUUUCACGGGAAAUACAUAAGCAUGAAGAAAUGAGCGAGCAAUGGGAUUUUCAUUCAAAGAUGGAUUUUGUUUUUCGGGAACAGCUGAGCCUUUUUUUGCUUUGAUUCAAAGAGAAAUAAGGGUAAAAUGACAAAGU
Molecule: messenger RNA, 861 nt
Organism: Trichoderma virens Gv29-8
Lineage: Eukaryota; Fungi; Ascomycota; Sordariomycetes; Hypocreales; Hypocreaceae
Exons: 2
Coding region: 146-676 (176 amino acids)
Cellular component (GO): membrane; endomembrane system
Source: RefSeq, a predicted model, not a curated record